Molecule: messenger RNA, 5189 nt
Organism: Mustela erminea (ermine)
Lineage: Eukaryota; Metazoa; Chordata; Mammalia; Carnivora; Mustelidae
Gene: TESK1
Product: testis associated actin remodelling kinase 1
Exons: 10
Coding region: 1452-3338 (628 amino acids)
Biological process (GO): protein phosphorylation; positive regulation of stress fiber assembly; actin cytoskeleton organization
Cellular component (GO): cytoplasm; nucleus
Molecular function (GO): ATP binding; protein serine/threonine kinase activity
Source: RefSeq, a predicted model, not a curated record
CCCAGCGCCCCCUUAAAAAAAAAAAAGACCAGCUGCAGCUCCUCCUCCAGCCUGAGGGGGCAGACCGGAUUCCUACCAGGCGGAGAGCGGAACCUCCUGAGAGGGGUCACACAGAUAAGGGCUGGGCCACACUGAGGGGAGGAGUCACGUUGAAAGGCGGGGUCACAAUGACCCGUGGAGUCACUCCGAGAGGUGGGGUCUCUCAUUGUGUGGGAGGAACAGACAGAAGGGUGUCGCACUGAGGGGUUCUGGCACACACUGACGGUGGCAGAAUCGUAUUGAGGAACGGUCCCUCUGAAGGGAGGGUCUCACUAAGGAGGAGAGGGGUCUCCGAAGGGAAGUCUCCCGGAGGGGCGGGUUUUUGCCGAGGGGGCGGAAUCCCACGGAAGGCGGGGCUUCCGGGCAGGUGGAGGCUUCUCUGCAGAGGGAUAGGGCCGUUUGGAGGAAAGAGUAAGAGGAAGGUUCAGGCUGGGUGGUCACCGGGCGGAUACACCUUUCUUCUUUAGAACUUUAUUCGAGGGAGGCGGGAUGGAAUAAGGAGGUGUGGGGCCACACCAGGGACAGGAGGGCCGCGGGCUCACUAUAUAGGCCUGAGGCAUCACCACCGCCCGAGAAGGGGAAAGUGUCAGGGAAUCCAGAGGUGUUGGGGUCGAGACCUGGGAAAUGGGCAGGCUGGGCCAGAGCGGAGGCCAGGCAGGUAGGCGGGUUGCUGGGCUACCUCCGAUUGUGGCUGGCCGGGAAGGGUCUACUUUUCUGCCCUGCUGGCCGUCGGAGUCCAGGAAUCCGGCGGCUUCCUGAGCCCGGCUUUCCUCAGACAGUGGCCUGAGGGUGGGAGGAGAGAAAGGACUCCCAGGGCAGCUAAAAGACGUUUGAGCUGCGCGUACGCACAAUCAGCCCAUAAUUUCCUUCAGUUAUUCAGCUCGGGCCUGAACUUAUUUGGUCCCGACGUCCCGGACCCACUCGCCUCUGGUGUCUCGGCCACCGGUUGGGGGUUGCGUACCUGAGGGGGCGUGGCCGCUGCCCGUGGGCCGGGCUGGAAGGAGUUAAGCGGAGGCCCGGCUCAGCCCCGCCCCCGGCAGGCCGCGGAGCCUGAGCCCCAGCGGCGAAGCGGAGCAGCGGUCGCCAGCCCGCCCGCCCGCCCGCCAGCCCGCCUCCGCCUGCGGGGAGCCCGCCCGCCUGCCCGCCGGCGCCCAGGAGAGCCACCGCCACCGCCCGGCCCAGGCCCAGGCCCAGGCCCUGCGCAGAGCGAAGCGGAGCGGCGUCUACCCGGGCCCUGCAAACCGGCGCGGCGGGGGCGGGCCCAAGACCUGCCGCGGAUCUUCCAUUCUCCAGGGCGGGAGCGGGAGCUCCGGCGUCCCGGAUCGGGCUCGGCGCACGCCCAUGGCAAGCGCGGCCUGCCCGGGCCCCGGGGACCCUGCCAUGUGAGGCAGGCCCGGGCUGGGGGCCCGGCCAUGGCCGGGGAACGGCCCCCACUGCGGGGCCCUGGGCCAGGGCCGGGAGAAGCGCCGGGGGAGGGGCCCCCGGGACCGGGGAGUACGGGUGGAGGCCCGGGCCGGGGCCGCCCCUCCUCCUACCGGGCUCUCCGCAGCGCCGUCUCCAGCCUGGCGCGCGUGGACGAUUUCCACUGCGCGGAGAAGAUCGGGGCCGGCUUCUUCUCUGAGGUCUACAAGGUUAGGCACCGACAGUCAGGGCAAGUCAUGGUGCUGAAAAUGAACAGACUCCCCAGUAACCGGGGAAACACGCUACGGGAGGUGCAGCUGAUGAACCGGCUCCGACACCCCAACAUCCUAAGGUUCAUGGGGGUCUGUGUGCACCAGGGGCAGCUGCACGCUCUUACAGAGUAUAUGAAUGGGGGGACCCUGGAACAGCUGCUCAGCUCCCCAGAACCCCUGUCCUGGCCAGUCAGGCUCCACCUGGCUCUGGACAUUGCCCGGGGCCUGCGGUACCUGCAUGCCAAAGGUGUAUUCCACCGAGACCUAACAUCCAAGAACUGUCUGAUCCGGCGGGAAGACCGAGGCUUCACGGCUGUUGUGGGUGACUUCGGGCUGGCUGAAAAGAUUCCUGUGUAUAGGGAAGGGGCAAGAAAGGAGCCAUUGGCUGUGGUAGGUUCCCCUUACUGGAUGGCUCCAGAGGUGUUGCGGGGUGAGCUGUAUGAUGAGAAGGCCGAUGUCUUUGCCUUUGGUAUUGUCCUCUGUGAGCUCAUUGCACGAGUACCUGCGGACCCAGAUUACCUACCCCGAACUGAGGACUUUGGCCUGGAUGUGCCUGCUUUCCGGACCCUGGUAGGGGAUGACUGCCCACUGCCCUUCCUGCUCCUGGCCAUCCACUGCUGCAGUAUGGAACCUAGCACUCGUGCUCCCUUCACUGAAAUCACCCAGCAUCUGGAAUGGAUCCUGGAGCAGCUGCCUGAGCCAGCCCCCCUCACCAGAGCUUCCCUGACACACAAUCAGAGGUCUGUUUCAAGAGGGGGUCCCUCUGCCACCCUUCCUAGGCCAGACCCCCGGCUUUCCCGAAGCCGGUCAGACCUCUUCCUGCCCCCAUCACCAGACUCACCCCCCAACUGGGGGGACAAUCUGACUCGAGUCAAUCCCUUCUCACUCCGGGAAGACCUCCGGGGAGGCAAGAUCAAGCUGUUGGACACACCUAGCAAGCCAGUUACCCCCCUGCCCCUUGUUCCACCAUCACCACUGCCCUCCUCGCAGCUGCCCUUGGUGACCACUCCAGAGACCCUCAUCCAGCCUGGGACACCUGCCCGUCGCUGCCGUUCGCUCCCAUCAUCCCCUGAGCUCCCCCGACGUAUGGAGACAGCACUGCCAGGUCCUGGCCCUCCCAGUAUGGGCCCCUCGGCUGAAGAAAGAAUGGAGUGUGAGGGCAGUAGCCCUGAGCCAGAACCCCCAGGACCAGCUCCCCAGCUGCCCCUGGCCGUGGCCACAGACAACUUCAUCAGCACUUGUUCCUCGGCCUCCCAGCCCUGGUCCCCUAGAUCAGGACCUGCCCUUAACAACAACCCCCCAGCUGUGGUGGUGAACUCCCCACAAGGCUGGGCUGGGGAGCCGUGGAACCGGGCUCAGCAUAGCCUGCCCCGGGCGGCAGCCCUGGAGCGGACAGAACCCUCGCCGCCCCCUUCAGCUCCCCGGGAGUCUGAUGAGGGGCUACCCUGCCCUGGCUGCUGUCUUGGCCCUUUCAGCUUUGGCUUCCUAUCCAUGUGCCCCCGCCCCACACCAGCUGUUGCCCGCUACCGCAACCUGAACUGUGAGGCGGGCAGUCUCCUCUGCCACCGAGGGCACCAUGCCAAGCCUCCCACACCCGGCCUGCAGCUGCCCGGGGCGCGCUCUUAGCAGUGGGGCCUGUGGUCUCUGGCCUCCAACUUUGGCCUUCAGGAUGCCCUGUGAGGACGGAGCACACAUGUUGGACAGUGCCAGCCCCAGCAGGGCUGACCGGCUCUUCUCCCCAUGUAGGGGAACCUCAGCAUGGACUUAAGGGACAGAACAUUUCCUGUCUAGCCCCUGGGCCUGCUCUCCCAUGGGCGAUCACUGAACCAGACAAAGCAUUGCUGACACAUGAGACUAACACGUGCAAAUUAUUUAAAAAUAUUUCAAUAAAACUGCCUGGCUGGCUCCGGGCUGCCCCUAUCCACUCAGCCCAUGCGCCCUCCUCCACCCCCCUGCAGUGCCACUAUGGGAAGUUUUUGGGGAGGCCAAAAUCUCUUCUAGUGACUUCUUCACCAGUUUCCCAGGAACAGUCCAGCUUCUGGGACAGGAUUUCAAGCAGGCAACAGGCUGGCUAGAAGUGUUGGGCAUGGAUCAGCCCUUGGCUAGGCACUGCCCAGGCAGAGUGAGAGAACGCUAGAGGGAGAUGAUCUUAGGGCCUGCAAACUCUAGAGGGAGAUGAUCUUAGGGCCUGCAAACUGCAGUUAGGGUGAAGGGUGCAGGCUUCUGUUGGCAUGAGUACCUGUAAGAGUAAAGCACCAGUGAGGUCCGCAGUAGACUACUACUAAGAACAUUCAUCCAGCUCCUCCUACCUCCCUGGACAGCUGAACCCCCAGCCUCCCUUCAGUUCCAGAACUUCCCUGCUGAACACCCUCCUUCAUAAGCAGACCAAGACCCUGAAGGCUAUGGAAGUGACCAUUGCUCUCAGGAAUUAGUUUUACCUCUGGCUUCUGAGCCCCUGCUUUUAAGUUCCUUUCCCUCCCUGCUCCCUGACCCCCAUGCCUCAGUGGGUGGUCAUGCUUACCCAACUCAGGGCAAAAAGUGGUCCCUAUCAGGGUGCUUGAAAGCUGUCAUCUCACAGAUGCAGGGAAGAAGAGAAGUACAGUCAUCCGUCUGUAUUCUUAGCCACCUGCUUUGUACCUUAAAACAGCUUGAGCUUUGACUGUAAUACCUAAAGAUUGGUGAGGUAGAACUGGGACAAGGCCUGCCUCUCCUCUCCCACCCUGCCUUCGCUCCCCUUGCUCCCCUUGCCCUGCGUUAAACACCGUGAAGUCCUAAUUUGCCCUACCUGCCUAAGGCCACGUUUGGGUAUGGUUCAGGGACAGAUGGCUACUCUAACAAAGAGGCUUUAGAACCAGGGGAGGAAAAAAGUCACCCAAAAUAUUAAAGAUGGAAACUCCAUAGGGAACGUAGGAGAUGACUGCCUAUUUCAGGGUUCCUGGAGUUGAUUUUCAAAGUUGACCCACUGCUCCCUUCCCGGAGGGAACUAUAGUGCCCCCAAAAGGCCCUGACUGAGAACGUGCCAUCUCAGUUUGGGUAGCCCUGUCAAGGGAUGGGAAAUUGAAUGCCAGGGUUCAUGAGCUGUGAAGUCCUAGCUAAUGCCUCAGCUUCUCCCUCUGAGAGAAAAACAACAUAGGUCCCAAUCUAGUAACUUAAAAAAAAAAAAAAAUUGCUUGGGACUGCCAGGUACUGGAAAGGCGCCAGAGAAGACUGUCCUAAAGAGUUUUAAGUAAAGGAAACAGACAAGUAGGCAAUUACAAUACUGACUUGUGAAAGAAUUUUGGGAGCAGGACCUCCCAAAACUUUGGGGACAGGAGGAGAAUCUCAUUACUAUGUCUAUAUGAAGGAGCUAUGGGGUUGAGUAUACCCAGAAGUCCUAACAGACUUACCCAGUGCCUCGUUUGCCUUGAGCCUGCUGCCGCCUCUUAGCAAAGCUGUAAUUAGUCCAAAAUGAACCAGGUGGGCUAAUUUGCAUCAACA